AUGGGGCGUACAUAUACAGUUAACAAUGAAAUGAAUUGUUAUGCACAAGGUAGCUCAGUGCAUAAAACCGAAAAUCCUGCAGUAUAUGACUAUGAAGCUGCUCAAGUAUUUAAAGAGCAGCCAGAGCAUAGUGAACUGAAUGAUGUCAGAGACAAAAAAUACAUAUCUGGUAUAAAUUUAUUUAUAACUGUGGUUAGCUCUAUGGUGGGGGCUGGGGUUAUCUUCUUGUACACUGCGUUUGCUAAUGGCGGGUUUCUUUCCUUUCUGUGUGCUACAAUUCUUUCUUCUGUGAGUAUACUGAGUGUUACUCAAUGUGUUUACCACAGAUACCAAUCCUGCAUUAGUGAUGAAAGAGAAAGAGGCAUUGUAUUCUCAAAGCAGGUCACGUUUAUCUGGAUGGUAAACCCAAGCUCUGAAGCCAUCAAGCAUAUAAUUACAUUUCUGUUAUUUUUAAAGACUACAGUGCCUUUAGUUGUGUACCAGUCUCUUAUUAUAAAAUGGCUGUACAGCAUAAUUGAAGUUGGCAUGCGACUGGCAGGUGGGUCAUCAGGGGCUGAAUUGAUGUGCAAGAUAGUCGUGUGUGGAGGGAUUUUCUUUAUGUUCUGGAAAUAUCUUGUGCAAAGAGCGCCUGGGGACAGCCGAGUCAUGCAAAGAAUAUCUGUGUGUGCUUGCUUUUCAUUGCUAAUUCUUCUAUCAAUAAUUGUGAUGUUGCGUAUAAUGGUAAUUUCUCCACCUAAAGACUUAGAGCCCAUUACACUACUCGCGUUCAUGGUGGGAAGGAAAUUCUCUUUGCAGGAAUUCAUUGGUUCUGUUUCAAUUGCUUCAUUCGGGUUCAAUCCGCAGCACAAUCUUCCUGUUUACUUAGUAAGAACCAAGCUAGACAGCAAAACAUCAAUGAACAUACCUAUUAUUAGAGGGAUAUUUUUGGUUUAUAUUGUAACAGGCCUUAUUGGAAUUUUAGGAUGUUUUUUGGCAUACACAAACCGGUUCAAUCAAGUAGGAAAGAAUAUCUUCUUCAUAAUGGAGGACAUCAUGAACUACACAGAUCCAGAAGCAAACACAAAUAUUGGCAUUUACAUUGAGCUGAUUCUUGUGGUGUUUAAGCUAGCAAUUAGUCUGAUCCUUCUAUGCGCAUUUAUAUGGCAGUCAUAUUCCUCUAGGAAGCUGGUUGUUGAUACGUAUUUGCGGCUGGCAUACACUCCAGAGGGAGAAAGCAAGUUUGAUCCAUUCUUCUACAUCCGCAAGAUAGGACAGAAUAGGAUUAUUGCAAAAUGCGCUUCUUCAUUCGCAAAUGCAUGCAGGUGGAUUAGCUCAAAAAUACCACUGCGUGUAAAAAAAGGUCUAUCCACUCUAAUAGGUCUAAACACAGAAAAAAGUAGUGAUUUACCAGAGCUUACACGAGAGAUAUAUCUACGGUAUAUCAUUGGGUCAGCUAUAUUUGCAGGCACUGCAGCUAUUGUCCUGUUGGAUGCUCAGCUGACAUACAUUAUUCAGCUGUUUACAUCAUUAGUUACUUCAUGCAUUUCCUUUCUCAUUCCCACUAUUCUUGUGAUAGCCAACAAGCACAUCACUAAUAAACACGGAAAGUCUUGGUAUGACUAUGCUUCAAUUAUCAUCAUGGGUUUGGGUUUUACACUUCUAACUGGAAGCGGAUUUGCUCAACUAUACUAUACAUUAGUUCCAAGCACACAAGACCUGCCCAUUCCACCACAAAAUGUAACAGGCUCAGUGUAA
Nematocida ausubeli is the source of this 1734-nucleotide messenger RNA. RefSeq lists its product as uncharacterized. The record is from RefSeq and is a predicted model, not a curated record. The transcript has a single exon. Bases 1 to 1734 code for a protein of 577 amino acids. Gene Ontology annotation, molecular function: amino acid transmembrane transporter activity. Lineage: Eukaryota; Fungi; Microsporidia. Gene Ontology annotation, biological process: amino acid transmembrane transport.